AUGUAUGUAACUGUAUCUUUCACGAAUUAGAGACAUCUAUCAAGCCUACAGUGAUUCUCUGUUAGCUUUUGAUGAUUGUUAUAUUUCCUUUAGCGGGGUGGCAUCAACCGAGACAGAGUUUUAUCGCGUUUAAUUAUAAGGAUGCUGCAAGUUUUAUUUACUGCAGUGCAGUAGGACAAACGCAAACAAAUAGAUUAGUAAUUUUAAAUUGGAUCAUUUCAGCUGCCGACUUUGUCUCCUGAGCCAACUUAUAAAGUUUGUAAUCGAUUUUUGGUAGCAAUGUAUGGAAAUGAGUUGAAUGUUCAUAGAGUCUACCUGGGUGCUAUAAAAGUUGUUCCUCGACGAAGUCAUCAGUUGGUAUCGCAUAAUUUGUUUUUCUCGAGCCCUUGCUUUAACAAAAUAAAUUAUUAAAUACAAAAAAAGGCGAAAUAUACCACACGAUAUGGAGAAAUUCCUGAAAUGAAUUCACUAAUCCUUUUCCAAUCUUACUACUGCCUUCAUUUAACAGAAUUGCGCUAAUUCGGCUUGCUUUUGCUAAGGUGAUACAGCUAUCUUUUUUUUUUGUCGUCCGAGCAAGCACUAGAGGUCAUAAUUGUGACUGGAGGUGUCCUCCGAAACAAGUUCUGGUCUAAUAGAGGUUUAGAUCUGACUACUGGCUAGAAGUACUGUGCAAGCUUUACAGCGUGGCUGGUCACGCAAACUCUGAAAAAGUAGUAGCCCUCCUGUUGCUAACUACGAGUUUUUCUGGAAAUCCCGUUGGUGCGCUACGAGUUAACAAGUAAGUAAAAAAGAAAAAAAAAACAAAAAAAGAAACAGAGAAAUUGCAGAGGGUAUGUCCAGUAAGGCCUGAUGUCUGUGUAGUGUUCUCCUAAUUCUGAUAAAAGUCAAGCUCUCGUGUGUAACAUCCUGUUUACCUGAAGUUAAGGAUUCACUAUGGCUGAUGACGACUACGAGAGACUAGUGCCACUCUACUCCCGGCCAAAACUCGUAGUCGUAGUCAGAUCUGAGGAACUCUAGUAUCCGAGAGGCAACGGUUCGAUUCCCGUCGUAACCUUAUCAUUUUAGGCUUCUCUGCUAUUGCUAAAAUUGCAGCUCACCAGUAAGGUCAUUUCCUGCUGUAAUCCUAAUGCCGUUGUGUGAUUCGAUGCCAAGACAAUAACAAAAUUAACAAUUGUGUGGCUGCAAAUGACGAUUUUAUUUUGAAGGAAGUAAAACAUGCAUAUAUAUUGGGAAGUUAAUGGUUAAAUGUUGUGAAAAAAUCAGCAGUGGCACCUCUUUGUUUCAACUCGAAGGUUGUUAUUAAUUAUGAAUCGGGAUAGCUUUAAUUGGUUUAAUUCGAUUAGUUUAGAUCCACCUCAUUGUUAAUUCAGCGAGUGCGAUAUCAGUCGAAGUUAGCAUAGGAAAAAAGAAACAUGUAUCUACGGGCCCUACUGAUGUUUUCACUUAUGGGCCUUGCAGAAGCUUCAAAUCGUUUUUCGGAGCCAGAUUUUAAAUCUGCUAAUUUCGCAAAGGCGAUAAACGAUCAAAAACUCAACGGGAGUGUCCUCAGAGACUUUGAAGUAGCAUCUGAAAUAUCUUGUCAGUUUGAAUGUGUCUCUGAAGAUCGAUGUUUGUCAUACAACUUCCUUCCCAUCCACGAUAAGGAGACAAGUAGAUGUCAGCUAAGUGGCUCGGACCGAUUUGUGAGUCAGGUGAAUUUUACAAAAGAGAAUGGAGCAUUAUAUCGAGGAAUACAGGUAACAAAACUGAUGAACUCGAAUGUCCUCGGUUCGUUAAAGUGUCUUUUCUUUUCUCGUCUGAAUUUAUUUCAAACAGGAUGCUGCGAUUUUCAUUACAGUCAGGCUGGUUCUUUCAAGAAUUUAAUAAGAAUGCAUUCUUUGUAAACUAGGAUCGUUCUAUUUCGUGAAUAAAAGAAUAGGAGCUCUUAGAUGAUGCAGCGAUUUUGGUACUGAUUACCUUGCAUGGUGAGUGAGUAAUUACUGGGUUUUGAGGACACAUGCUGGGCUUGAAAAGCUUGAGAAGUUGAAAUGAUUACAACACGAUAAAGCGCUUGAAACUCUGGACUUUUGAUAUAUUUUAUGUAUCUAAGGGGUUUUAUCAACCUUUAUAAACAACUAUUUAUUAUUAUUUUCAUAUUAAACAAGUUGUUUCACGUCUCAGUUGAGUCAACUGAUUCCAAAGAAUACAAUAUCUUCCUAGAGUUAUUGGUGCUGAGAAGCACCUGUUAUGAAGAAGGCAGAAGUUCUCAUCAGAGAAGAAACGAGAACUCCUUACUAAGGCAUCCUUUCGUGAAAUGAAUCUACCUUAAGAUGAAUCAUAAUCUAAUAUAAAUUUCCUUUAAAGAGUUAAGGCUGAACAAAUGUUGUUAGAAAUAACACAGAAGAAGCCAACAUAGGAAUAAAUCUUGAAAUAAGGCGGGAUGAUUUUGUUUUAGGACUAUUCAAAACAAAAACUAUUUAUGUUCUGAGUUUCUUUCUUUUAAAAUUUAAUACAUGACCGACAAGAAGUUUUCAGCUAUUAUGGAGAUUCUCAAUGUUUGCUCAAUGUCGGCACGUACGCAAGCGUAUUGUUUUUCCAGAAAAUGUUUAUGUUUUCGCUUUUCUAGGUCACUAAAAUCCAUCAAAAGGGCGAUGAGAAAGGUUCAGACUAUCGUUUUCUUUAGUAAAUAUCAUCAAAAUGAUUUUCUUUAUGGAGCUAAGAUUCCACGAAGGGAGGCGCUCGCCGGUGAUAAUUUGGCUUUGCCUUUGAUUUUCAUUUUGUGAAAAAUUUGUCCUGCCGAUCAUUUAAAAGUAAAAAAAAAUUGGGGUUGCUGAGGCAGUUUCCUCGCUCUUUGCAAUUUUGUGUUUUCUUCCUCUAUCUCAAAUUUGGUCUUAUGAAUUUUUUUUUAUCAAAAGGUAUUAGAAGGGCACAAAUAUGUUUAACGGUCCAGCAAAUCUUGGGAAAUUUCAUCAAGAGACGCGAUCAAUCUUGCUCGAAAGAUCUCUAUGUUCUUUGUCGAAAAACAGUACGUAGUGGAAUAGAACUUCGUAUCUGAGCAUGCGUAAACUUUCAACUCUGUCACGAUCUGUCGCCUCUUGGCAAUCUCUCCCACGGUGUUUUCUUUUCGGUUGACCCCUUUUUCAGGCGUAGAAGGCCUGGAAAUAUUACGGGUGCAGUUUCAGGAAAGCUAAGAUUACAUUACAUAAAAACUGUUAAACUACUUUUAACACACCUUUUCAAAUAACAAUCCCGCGAUAGCAUCGAACCGCCAUAGUUGUGGACACUUUUUAAGCUCUCGCUAUGUUUGCACCCAGAUCUCGCGCGGUCAAAAAACCCUAUGGAGCCUCCUUAAAUGAAAAAAAUCCGUCAUCAUCCUUUUGAUAUCUCUUUGUAUAAAGAUUUUCUUUAUUUAUUUUUUAGAGCACCUGCGAGGAAGAUGAUCCUUGCAAGGAGAAUGAAACUUGUGUUGCUAACUACAAAUCAAACACUCAUGUUUGCAAGUGUAUUAGAGGUAAGUGGAGAUCCGCUCGGAGAAAGACAAAAACCAUUCUAGGAGAGGGAUAUACUGAAAAUGCCGAGGACAGAUGAAACGGGGAGAUUAGCACCAGAUGAGGCAAGGUUACGAAAGAUCAAGUGUGUAACGUCCAUUACACAAACAUUAAGAGAGAGAGAGUGAGGGAAAGAGAAUAUAUAAUUUUUGUUCUCGUCAAAGCAUUUUACUUUCGCGUUUAAUUUCUAGAUUGCCCCAAGAACUGUCUAGACUAUUAUCAAAAUGGUUCCACAACUGACGGUGUGUACUGGGUUUACCCUGAUAAAGAAGAACCCUUUCAAGUGCUGUGUGACAUGGCAACUGAUGGUGGAGGAUGGACCACCUUUCAAAGGCGCAUGGAUGGCUCCGUAGACUUUUAUGUCGACUGGAAUUCAUACAAAAAAGGCUUUGGAAAUCUGGAGGGCGAGUUUUGGCUCGGAAACGAUUAUCUUCACCGUCUGACUGCAUCUGCCAGCAUGGCGUUUCGAAUUGAUAUGGAGGAUUAUGAAGGCGACCGAAGAUUUGCAAAGUAUACGACUUUCGCUGUGGCCGGCGAAAGCGAUAAUUAUCGAGUGACAAUCGAUGGAUACCGAGGUACCGGAGGCGAUGCAUUGCUAUCUCUCAAUAAGCCUAUCAGGUAUUGGUUCAUAGCAGCUUUCUGUACUUUGCUCCAGUUAUAUAAGGGUAAGUUUUGAAAAGCUCCUGUCCAAGAAUCUGGAAGUACGUUUAGGAUUGCCGGAUCCCUGCACUUAAGCUGAUCAACUUUUUUUUACAAAUGACAAAUCUAAGUUGAAAUAUCACAUUCCGGAUGCAUCAUCGCCGAUCAGAUAUUUCAACUUCCAGUUUAUUGCAAACUAGGAUUACUCCUUUCAACAUGAUGACAUCAAAUUCAUGUUGAUACUAUUAACUUUAAAAAAAAAGCGUACUAGAUUACAAUUCUAUGUUCUCAAACUUUCCUGAUGGGGGAAUCGUUUUAUGUGCACUGCUGACAAUUAGUGCUCCUUACAUAUAUCCCACCACACAGUGCCGUCUGCACUUUACUGACUAUGAUAUGCUGUUAGAAGCAUUGCUUCCUCGCUUUUUCUCAGUUUCUUACGGAAUGCCUUUGAUAUCCUAGAAACAUGAGGUUUACAACGAAAGACAAAGAUAACGACGUUAAAAGCAGUGGAAACUGUGCGUUAAACAAUAAGGGUGGCUGGUGGUAUAAUAGCUGCCAUAACGCCAAUCCAAAUGGUUUGUAUAAAGGCGGAGGUAACGCACAAGGUAUUACGUGGGGGUCAUUUCGAGGACAAGGAUAUUCUUUAAAGCACACCGAGAUCAAAAUUCGACCAGCAUGA
This is a messenger RNA of Pocillopora meandrina, 4845 nucleotides long. Lineage: Eukaryota; Metazoa; Cnidaria; Anthozoa; Scleractinia; Pocilloporidae. The record is from the annotation of a GenBank genome assembly.